GUCGCAGGGCAGUCUGGGAGUUGUAGUUCGGCUUCUCCCCUGCGCUCGGCCGUCGGGCGGCCGCUCGGAGGAUGGACCCCGAGCCCGCGGCGGACGCGGGGCCACUGGUGGGCCUGGCCUGGUCGUCGGCCUCGGCGCCCCCGCCGCGGGGAUACAGUGCGGUCUCCUGCACCGUCGAGGGCGCGCCCGCCAGCUUCGGCAAGAGCUUCGCGCAGAAAUCCGGCUACUUUCUGUGCCUCAGCGUCCUGGACAGCCUCGAGGACCCGCAGGAGAAGGUGGUCGUCGACGUCCAGGUCCUGGUGGACAGGAGCCCCCUCCCGCCGGGCUUCUCCGCGGUCUGCGACCCCCUGGACCCCAAGGCCUCUGUGUCCAAAAAGAAGCGCCUGUGUGUGAAGCUGGUGCCCCUGGGGGCCGCGGACAAGGCUGUUGUUGACGUCCGCCUGAGUGGGAAGACCAAGACGGUGCCCGGCUACCUGCGAGUGGGGGACAUGGGUGGCUUCUCCAUCUGGUGCAAGAAGGCCCAGGCCCCGCGGCCGGCACCCAGGCCCCCCGGGCUCAGCCGGGACUUGCAGGGCCUCUCUCUGGGUCCCUCAGACCAGCCCAGGGGCGGCUCCCUGGAGCGGACGCUGUCCCGGCCGGGCUCACGGGCGCACUCACUGCGGAGGGGUGACUCCAUCUACGAGGCCUCCAGCCUCUAUGGCAUCUCAGCCAUGGAUGGGGUUCCCUUCGCGCUGCAUCCCCGAUUUGAGGGCAAGAGCUGCAGCCCCCUGGCCUUCUCUCUCUCCGCCGACCUGAACAUCAAGUCCCUGGCAGACAUCGAGGAGGAGUACAACUACGGCUUCGUGGUGGAGAAGACGGCCGCAGCCCGCCUGCCCCCCAGCAUCGCGUAGACCCUCGGCUGCCUGGGAGGGCCCCACCCACCACCCCAGCAGCACCCCCAGUCCGGCAGCCGUGGGGUCACUGGAGCGACCCAGAGCUCCAGCCCUGGAGAAGGGGUGGGGGCCGUGCGGGAGGUCAGUGCCUUCCAGCCCGUGUCACGUGCCCCCUGUGCCUGUGCGGGAGGCGGCCAGAGCGUCGCUGUAAUAAACGAGGUCUCGAGACCUGA
Messenger RNA from Choloepus didactylus (southern two-toed sloth), 1105 nucleotides. It is a transcript of the gene MVB12A, whose product is annotated as multivesicular body subunit 12A. Gene Ontology annotation, cellular component: cytosol; ESCRT I complex. The record is from RefSeq and is a predicted model, not a curated record. The coding region runs from base 72 to 890 and encodes 272 amino acids. Gene Ontology annotation, biological process: receptor catabolic process; endosome to lysosome transport via multivesicular body sorting pathway; regulation of epidermal growth factor receptor signaling pathway. The transcript has 9 exons. Lineage: Eukaryota; Metazoa; Chordata; Mammalia; Pilosa; Megalonychidae.